CGCUCAUACAUGGUCUCUGGCGGUCAUUUGAAGUUUCGGCGAUCGAGGUCAAUUUACCACACUGCAACGUUUACUGUCACCCCUCUCCACCCCGCCCGUCCCUUGAACGUCCAGCAUCAUGUCACUGCGGCCCAAACCGGGGGCAGCCCGAGCCGCCCAAAACCAACAGGUCAUAAAGGACUUGCUGAAGUUGAAUUGCAACAAGACAUGUGCAGAUUGCAAGCGGAAUAAGCAUCCAAGAUGGGCCAGCUGGAAUAUUGGAAUUUUUAUUUGCAUCCGUUGCUCUGGGAUACAUAGAGGCAUGGGGACUCAUGUCAGCCGCGUCAAGUCGGUGGACCUGGAUUCAUGGACCGAUGAACAAUUACAAAGUGUGGUGCGAUGGGGGAAUGCAAGAGCGAACAAGUAUUGGGAAGCUAAAUUGCCUCCUGGCCAUGUCCCAUCCGAAGCGAAGAUCGAAAAUUUUAUAAGGACCAAAUAUGAGUCGAAGAGGUGGGUUAUGGACGGGCCAAUACCCGACCCGUCGACCCUUGAUGGUGAUGGUGAUGAGGACGUGCCAUUAGCUGUUGUGCAAGAAAAGGCAAAAUUGGAGCGAUCAGCAUCACAUCAAGCAACAUCUACCUUAGCACGACCGUCUCCGCCUGCACAACAGCAGUCGAUUAACUUAUUUGAUGAUGAUGCUCCGGCACCUCCUGCUAGACCUAAGACAACUGAUAUACCUGGAACACAUGCACCAACAAAAUCUUCACAGCCAGCAGCAGCUCCGAAGCAAGGCAAGCCUGGCGACUCCCUCCUUGGAUUAGAUUUUUUUGGCACCUCUCAACCCACAACCGCAAGCAGACCAUCGAGCACUCCUUCAGGUCCACCAACUACAGGGCCUUCACGGCCUGACCUUAAACAAUCUAUCCUAUCACUCUACGCAUCUACCCCUAAACCGCAGCCUGCUUCUCAACAUGACCGUACCACGUCAUUCGGGUCUUCACCUUCUUUCCAAUCGCCACAUAAGCCGCAAAACGACGCUUUUGGAGGGCUCACGGACGCUUUUAGCGGCUUAAGUUUUCCACCUUCCGUGUCAUCACCUCCCAAAAAAGAGACAUCAUUUUCUGUUUUUGACUCUUUAACAAGUCAAAAGUCAUUAUCUUCCGUUCCCCAAACAAUGUCUCCGGCGCCAGCAUCAACUGGCAGCGGACUUCUCGAUAUUGCGUCGCCUAAACCCGGAAAGAAGCCGUCGCAAGGUAAAUCUCCAUCUAUCUCAACAGGAUCUACCGGACGGGCCUUUGACCUAAUUGGCGCAACGAUGGGUUCUACGAAAUCAACUACGACCCCGCCUACUGCAUCUAAUGAUAUUCUUGAUCUUUUCUCUUCCCCGCCGGCUACAACCUCGCCCCCAGCCGUAUCGCCACCAAAGCCAAACGAAAUGAACUCCAUUUUCAACCUAUCAUCUUCGAAACCUCAAACUAUCACUCAAUCUCCUCCCUCUAAUGCUGCAACUACAACUAGCAUGCUUUCAAGUGUUAAUAUAGACCCAUGGGGAGGAAACGCCUGGGCAUCCACAGACCCAUCACCACCGACAACCCAACCUACAUCAAUGAUGAGGGUUCCUGACACGCUGACUGCAAACGAUAUAGGUAGCGGCUGGGGUGCUUCGUCUGGUCUUGGAGGAAGUUCCGCUCCCAAGCCUACCCCUACCGUAACUGCGGACGAAGACUUUGGAGGCUGGACCAGUGCAGUGCCAACUGAAACUUCUACUUCUGCACCCAAAGCCAAAACAACAGGUGGUUUUUCAGGGAACGAUGAUCUAUUCUCUAAUGUAUGGGAAUAAACAUGAUGGAGCGCACUACUUACGACGUGACCACGAUAGCAAACUUGAAAAUAGAAGUGACGUAACAAAUAA
This is a messenger RNA of Coccidioides posadasii C735 delta SOWgp, 1891 nucleotides long. RefSeq lists its product as uncharacterized. NCBI's taxonomy places the organism in Eukaryota, Fungi, Ascomycota, Eurotiomycetes, Onygenales, Onygenaceae. Gene Ontology annotation, molecular function: metal ion binding; GTPase activator activity. Gene Ontology annotation, cellular component: cytoplasm. The record is from RefSeq and is a predicted model, not a curated record.